AUGAAAAAGGACUACAUCAAAGACCUCUCCGCAAAGUACCUUAUAUGCGACCAUGAAAGAAUAAGAAAGGAAUACAACAAGUACAAGGCCGGAAACAUAGACACGCUAGAGUACAUUGAUGACAACAUGCUAAUGGUGUACGAGCAUGCGUUCUUCUACAACUUCACGAAGAUCAAGUUUUCCAAGAAGGACCUUCCAAAGGAAGUGAGCCCAAAGAUCUUCAAGACUGCCCUUGAGGAGAUAAGGAAGAAGUAUGUGCCUGGGAAGAGCCCAGAAUGCAAGGGCCUUGUGUGCAAUCUAUACUCGAUCACAAAUCAUUUUUCUCCCUAG
Messenger RNA from Encephalitozoon hellem ATCC 50504, 330 nucleotides. RefSeq lists its product as uncharacterized. The record is from RefSeq and is a predicted model, not a curated record. Lineage: Eukaryota; Fungi; Microsporidia; Unikaryonidae. Bases 1 to 330 code for a protein of 109 amino acids. The transcript has a single exon.